Molecule: messenger RNA, 3320 nt
Organism: Drosophila montana
Lineage: Eukaryota; Metazoa; Arthropoda; Insecta; Diptera; Drosophilidae
Gene: bi
Product: bifid
Exons: 7
Coding region: 106-2961 (951 amino acids)
Biological process (GO): cell fate specification; regulation of transcription by RNA polymerase II; positive regulation of DNA-templated transcription
Cellular component (GO): nucleus
Molecular function (GO): DNA-binding transcription factor activity, RNA polymerase II-specific; RNA polymerase II cis-regulatory region sequence-specific DNA binding
Source: RefSeq, a predicted model, not a curated record
AACAACAACAGCAACAGCAACAGCAACAACAACAGCAAAUCAAAUAAAUUAAAUAAAUUAAAUAGAUUUUCCGCGUGACGCACAUGUUGAUGAAAUUGUAAUGUAAUGAGAUACGACGUCCAGGAGCUGCUACUUCAUCAGUCUGCUGAGGAUCCAUUCGCCAGGUUCGCAAAUGGGAUGGCAUAUCAUCCAUUUCUGCAGCUCUCGCAAAGACCCACUGACUUCAGCGUCUCGUCGCUGUUGACGGCGGGCAGCAACAGCAACAACAACAGCAGCAACAACAGCAGCAGCAACAACAACAACAACAACAACAACAACAGCUCAGCAGCCGCUCAGGCGCUCAGCUCGCCAGGCUCGGGCGGCGCGGGCAACUAUCGCAGCUCGCCGUCGCAGCUUUCGCCGCAGAGCAAUCACAGUAGCAGCAACAACAACAACAACAACAACAAUAACAACAACAACAACAACAAUAAUAAUAACAAUAACAACAACAAGAACCACUUGAACACCACCGAACAAGCACUGAGCGGCAGCCAGGCCAACACGCCCACGCCCACUCCGCCACCGCCGCCCACAGCUGGAGCUGGAGCUGGAGCGCCGCCGCCAUCGUCCUCCGCCUCCUCCUCGUCAUUACCCGCGCAUCAUUCGCCCAGCGUUGCGACGGGCGCACCACCGCCGCCACAUCCACAGCAACCACCUGCAGGUGGACUGCAUUCGCAUCCGCCGCCGCCGCCGCCGCACCAGCAUCAGCACCAGCACCAGCAGCAGCAGCAUUUGGGAGCGCAGCAGCAGCAGCCACCGCCGCCGCCGUAUUUUCCGGCCGCUGCGCUAGCCGCGCUGGCCGGCAGUCCGGCGGGGCCGCAUCAUCCGGGCCUGUAUAGCGCCGCCGGCGGAUUGCGCUUCCCGCCGCAUCCGGCGCAUCCGCACGCCCAUCAUCCGCUGGGCACCGCCUACACCACCGCCGAGGACGUGGUGCUCGCAUCGGCUGUUGCCCAUCAGCUGCAUCCGGCGAUGCGGCCGCUGCGCGCCCUCCAGCCCGAGGACGAUGGCGUCGUCGAUGAUCCCAAGGUCACGCUCGAGGGCAAGGAUCUAUGGGAGAAGUUCCACAAGCUCGGCACCGAAAUGGUCAUCACCAAAAGCGGCAGACAAAUGUUUCCGCAAAUGAAAUUUCGUGUUUCGGGUCUGGAUGCCAAGGCUAAAUACAUACUGCUACUGGAUAUCGUUGCGGCGGAUGAUUAUCGUUAUAAAUUUCAUAAUAGUCGCUGGAUGGUCGCUGGUAAAGCGGAUCCUGAAAUGCCAAAACGCAUGUACAUCCAUCCAGAUUCGCCCACAACGGGUGAGCAAUGGAUGCAAAAAGUUGUUUCAUUUCACAAAUUAAAAUUGACCAACAAUAUUAGUGAUAAACAUGGAUUUGUAAGUACUACAAUACUGAACUCAAUGCAUAAAUAUCAGCCGCGCUUUCAUUUGGUGCGAGCCAACGAUAUCUUGAAGCUACCAUAUUCCACGUUUCGCACGUACGUGUUCAAGGAGACGGAGUUCAUAGCUGUGACUGCAUAUCAAAACGAGAAGAUAACUCAGCUGAAGAUUGACAACAAUCCCUUUGCGAAGGGCUUUCGUGAUACGGGUGCUGGCAAACGCGAAAAGAAUUGUUACAGGCAGGCGCUGAUGUCCAAUCGAGGGUCCGACUCGGACAAACUGAAUCCCACGCAUGUGAGCAGCUCGCGAGCACCGCUCCAUUUGGGGCAUGCAGGUCGGCCGCCACAUUUGCAUCCGGCGCACGCCGCGGCGCUGCUCGAUAAUCAGCAGGACGAUGAGGAUAAGCUAUUGGAUGUGGUGGGCCCGCCGCAGAGUCCGCUGUUGCCGUUGAGCCACUCGCUGCAGCAGAUGCACGCACACCAGCACUCGGCAGCCCUGGCUGCCUGGUUCAAUCACUUGGCUGGCGCUGGCGCCGGUGAGCAUGCGGCAGCGGCCAAUGCAGAGGAAGCACUGCGUCGCCGUCUGCAGGCGGACGAUAUGGAGCGCGAUGGCAGCGACUCGAGCUGCUCGGAGAGCGUCGGCGGCAGCACCGGCGGUGCCUUUCGUCCCACCUCAACGGGCAGUCCCAAAGAGGGCGUUGGCGGUGGUGCAGCUGCUGCGGCGGCGGCGGCAGCGGCCGGUCUUAACGCGGCCGGCAGCUAUCCGUCGCCCAAUAUAUCUGUGGGACCACCAAUACACCCGUCGCCGCAUCUGUUGCCUUACCUCUAUCCGCACGGACUCUAUCCGCCGCCGCAUCUGGGUCUGCUGCACAAUCCGGCAGCGGCCGCUGCCAUGAAUCCCGCCGGCCUCAAUCCGGGCCUGCUGUUCAAUGCGCAGCUAGCGCUGGCUGCCCAGCAUCCGGCGCUAUUUGGGCACGCCUAUGCGGCCGCCGGACAUACGCCCGUCUCGCCGCUGCAGGGCCUGAAGAGCCAUCGCUUCUCGCCGUACAGCUUGCCGGGCAGCCUGGGCUCGGCAUUUGAUGCGGUGACGCCCGGCUCGAAUGCAAAUCGCAGCGGCGGCAAUGGCAGCGCCGAUGCAGCAGCGCCGCCCAAUCUGCUGCCCGCUGGCAGCGGCGGCCUGGGUCUGGACAACGGACCGCGCAGCCUGAGCUCCAGUCCGCGACCGCGCGCCUCCUCGCACUCGCCGCCAACGCGGCCCAUAUCAAUGUCGCCGACAACGCCGCCAUCGCUGCUGAAGCGGCAGGCGCAGCAUUCGCCGUCGGAGCUCAAGAGCAUGGAGAAGAUGGUCAACGGCCUCGAGGUGCAGCACAAUGGCAGCGCUGCGGCAGCGGCGGCAGCAGCAGCUGCGGCAGCGGCAGCGGCUGCCUCAUUGCUAUCGGAGGAAACGGCGCAACUGCAUCACACCCAGGCGCAUCACACACAUCCGCACACACAUCAUACGCACGGACAGACGCACGGGCAUCAUGCGGCGGCGGCAACGGAUCAGUGACAAUUACAGGACGGCCGCUCCGAUUGCGAGGAGGGCGGCCCCGAUGACGACGACGAUGAUGAGCACGAUCGCAGCUCUGUCAUCGAUCUGGAUGUCGAUGUCUGACCGCAAACGGUUCAGCUGCAGCAGCUUUAGCUCGCGCCCAACAGCAGCAGUUCGGGCCCAGCAAUGGCCCGCGCUCCGGCCCUGGCCAGCGGCCUCAGUUAACCAACACUGCGCUUAAGUGUAAAUAGCGCCAGCGAUCUAUAUUAGGCAUAUUUGUAGCAUAUAGCAUGUAGUACACACACACACCCACACACACACACACACACACACACACACACAGACACGCACCUAAUACCCAUAGAGCCUAGAGACGU